AUGUUAUUGCCCGACUGCUUCAAUGGCAUGGCUAACCUUGCCAGGAGUGUUACUCUAUGUUUGGGAUUGGCCAUUCUCGUCUGCUCUCAGGACGUGGUUGCUCAUGAUCAUCACCACCACCAUCAUGCUAAUCCCAACGAACUUCGUUCUCUGACGGAUAGUGUAACGGCCAACAGUGCUGCAGGUAGAAAGACAUGUGGUACCGGGAGGCAAAGUCCGGAAGAGAUUGAGCUUUCACAAGAGGCUGUCAGGGCAUGGCGUGGCAAACAGGGCUGCGAUGAGUCCCUUCCGUGCACUCUUGUUGGUGAAUCCACAGUCACUAUCGAUGUGUACAAUCACAUCAUUCGACAGGAUGAUGGCACUGGAGGAAUCACAACAACUAUGAUCACUGACAACAUGAACGUCCUCAACAUGGCUUUUUCAGGCACAAUUUUUCAAUUCACCAGCAAAACAACUACUGAAACCUCCAACACGGCUUGGUACAAUUGCGCCCACACAAAGGAUUCUUGCCUUGAUCCCAUGUUAACAGCGCUGCAUCAAGGAGGUUGUGCCGAUUUGAACGUAUUUUGGAACAACCUCCCGGAUGUUGCUGGUGCCGCCACUUUGGCAGAAUAUUGUGAUCCAAACUUUCUCCCUGAGGAUUUUGUGCUCAUGAACUUCCAAAAAGCGCCAGGAGGGAAUUCAACUGGUCAGAAUGAAGGGGAUACCCUGUGA
This is a messenger RNA of Seminavis robusta, 714 nucleotides long. Lineage: Eukaryota; Bacillariophyta; Bacillariophyceae; Naviculales; Naviculaceae. The record is from the annotation of a GenBank genome assembly.